Messenger RNA from Stereum hirsutum FP-91666 SS1, 3579 nucleotides. RefSeq lists its product as uncharacterized. Bases 81 to 3257 code for a protein of 1058 amino acids. Lineage: Eukaryota; Fungi; Basidiomycota; Agaricomycetes; Russulales; Stereaceae. The transcript is spliced from 4 exons. The record is from RefSeq and is a predicted model, not a curated record.
CGUUUCCUAGUGCUUGGUUGCCGUUGUUUUUCCCUGUAGACUGGUGGCGACUCGGCGUUGAAUAAUAGAUAGCAGAGGCCAUGAAUAAGGACAUCCCGAAGCUCGUGUUCAAUAGAGAAGAUGCGCUGAAGGUGAUAGGUGUGGCGCCAGAAGGAACUGAAGACGAUAUCAAGGUUGCGUUCAAGCGAUUGGCUCUUCAAUGGCAUCCCGAUCGUCACAUUACCGAGAAGGACAAGGACUAUGCGACGCAACGUUUCAUUGAGAUCCAUGACGCAUACGAUAUACUCAUGGGAAAGAGCAGUCGUCGUCCUCGACUCUCAGACUCGGACAAGCGUAGACCACCAUCUGCAGAUGCAGGACCGCCCCCUCCUUCACCGCCUGCUCCCGCUCCCGCUCCGCCACCCGAAUCGACAUCUACCGACCAGGUCAAGGUUCCGUCUCCUAAUACAUCCCCGAGGCCAAUACCAGAAGAUGCGCCCCGUCAAUCCCGCGCUUCUGCAGCACCAGGACCGACCUCUCAUGUUUCACACCAUAAUUCCGCGCAACCGCCCUCUCACACCUCUGAACGACCUCACUCCCACGUUUCGCAGCAACCUCCAUCCCAUGCUUCGGCACGUCCAGGAUCUCACGCGUCCGACCGACCUCCAUCUCAUGCGUCGGCUCGACCUCCGUCUCAGACUUCUGCAACAUCGCCACCCAUAAAUCAUAUCAUGCCUAAUCCUGGCUUCCGAUAUUCCACCGCGACUGAAGACAAGAUGCUCCACAACCCUACACCCCCGGAAGGGACCCAGUCCGUAAUCCCAGGUGUCUCGCGACGUUCUCCCGCCUUUCGAUACGCGACGAUGCCAGACGACAACUUUCCUGUUCAGUCUCCCCGUGCUGUGCAUGCCUAUAUGGCCCCGGAUACAAACGAAGCAGGUCCUUCUGCUCCGAAUGGAGGUCCUGCCCGUCCGUCCCCGGGACCCAGAAAUGCUACCAUGCCAGAAGAUACCCGACAGAAGCCGAGUUCGCGAUCUAAACACAAGCACACGCCUGGGCCACCGCCACCUACUCCUGCUCCUCCGCGCACUGAACCUGCUACUGCCGAGCAUCGCAAAGGUCGUCACGAAAAGAAGCGACGUGCCCGUCAGGAGACAGAGCGUCAUCCGCGUCCGGAGGUGGCGGAACAGGUUCAUCCGGCUGCAGACCAUCAAUCUCGUCCAGAGGCGGAACGACAAAAUCGGCCAGCGCCAGGGCGAGAUCCUCGUGUAGAGACGGACCGACAGCACCUCUCAGAGGCGGAACGUCGGCAUCGGCCAGAGAAGGAACGUCGGCAUAGGCCAAAGGAGGAACGGCGGCAUCGUCCAGAGGCGGGACGACAGCAUCGUGAAGAGGCGGGACAACUUCCUCGUCCAGAGACAGAACGACAACUUCCUCCAGAAACAGUACGACAACAUCCCCCAGAGACAGAACGACAGGAUCCUCCAGAGACAGAACGACAGCCUCAUCCAGGAACGGAACGACGGGAACAACAGCCUCGACCUGAGGCCGAACGAAAAUCUCGACGUCCUCAUCGGCAUCAUGGCGCUUCCGAGACUCUCCUUGCCUCUCCUCAACCUCUACCACAUCCUGCACCAGGGGCCUCAGCUGCCUCACCGCCUCCUGGACCGCCAUUCGAAGCUCAUGUUCCAUUCUCAGAGCACUCACAUGUUCAUUCUCGUCCUGCCAGCAUGCAAUCAGCAACACCCAUGUCAGCAGCAUCCGGCCAACCAUCACCUGUUUACCCUGCACGGUCUCCUCCGGUUCCUCGCAGCGCCCCUCUCCCCUCCGACUCGUUCUUUCAAGGCUCUACCAGCCCACCUCGCUCGACGGGUUCGAUUGUCCAUGGCGUAGACCACAGUCGUUCUUCACCUCAUUCUUUUGAUACUGCACCAUACGCCCCUGGACGAGUUUCGACGCAUUCUUACGAUGCCCGACAUUCAUCGCCCAUCCCGGACUUCUACAUUCCUCAAGAUUCACCUCCCUCACGUCGAACCCCUUCUCCACCUUUCAGCUCGCCACCCAAUAGCUCAUCCCCUUUGAUGUCAACGCCCUUGAGCUCGCCACCCGUCAUUCCAGAGAGCAAACGACCGCCGAAUAAGCUGAAGAAAUCUCGUCCUCGUGCGGUAGAUAGUCUCGUCGAGAUACUUUCUCCCAAGACGAAGACCAAGCAUCAUCAUCAGGAGUUACCUCGGUUGGACACGGAUUUUCCGCCGACUACUCGACCAAGGGCUGGGCCUGAACCUCCGAUCCUUCCGUCACGUUCGGUGUCUCCGACGUAUGUGAUGCUGGAUAUAUCGAGGAGUGAGUCCGGAGAUUCGUUUCUCGAAGCUGGCAGUGGUGCCGAACACAAGCACGACACAAUGCCUACUCACGCGCCCGUAUACCCCAACCUACGUUCGAAGAUUCCGAUUCCGCCACGUUGCUGUCAACGUCAGUCUUUCAAAAUGUUCACCAACUACGUCAACAUCGAUCCUUCCUCCGUCCCGCCGUAUCCCAUCACGCCACUUUCACCUCUUAAUCCUCCCGAGCCACCGCCCCCGCUUCCUCCGACUCCUUCCAGCGUUUUCGGGCUACUUCCACGCCUGCGUUCUCGCGAUGAGCUUAGAGCGGCCCCACCACCGAGACCGAAACAAAAGCAGUGGAUCUUCCCUCUCAACGUUACACUGGAGGAAAUAUACCAUGGGAACACGCAAACGUACCAAAUCACACAACCUCAUACUACCCUCGUAGACUCUCCGGAGGGACCUACCACUUUGCCGGUACAGAUUACGAUCCCGCGUGGUGUCCAACCGUCGACCCUCCUACCUGCGGGUGAUCCCUUUCCUCAUAUCCUCUUUUCCGUCACCCCCGUUCCACAUCCAUACUUCAAGAUCCUGGACUCCGUUUAUGGACAUCUCUGGAUGGUCGUCGAGCUUCCAUGGUCCGAAGCUGCCUUCGAAGAGCUAAUACAUUCGGGCGGCGUCAACGGCGGGAGACAAGGCAUCAAGGGAAGUAUGGUUGCGUUCACGGGGAUAACGGGAGAGGAUAUGAGAGUGCCGGUACCGCACACGCCGGAAAAUAUCAGGAGUGCGUUGGAGAAUGGGACGAGAAUUCCUGGUGGGGGUUUACCGAUUGUUAGCGAUGACGGGGAGGUCAUGGCAUACGGCGAUUUGGUGAUUCGGUGGACCUUCUUCGUUAGUGGACAGGCGAAGGUUGUAGAGGGGAUUAAGAAGGUGGUGUCGCAUAUGAAGUUUUGAGGGCUUUUUGUUGGUAUUAUACGGCAGCGACGCUUGCGUUGCUUUGUCGGUGGUAUACACUUCGGAGCCGUCCCCUUUCUCAGUUCACACUGGCCAUAGACGUCCAGUAUUUCCAUUCUCGCCUUUCUCCCUAAGGUUCAGAGAGUCUUUUAUAGAUGGCGACCGCCGUUAGGGACUACACAACUUCGUCGUGUUAUAUACUUUGCUUUGUAUCAUGCUAUGGUGCUUUUUCCCUUGCUUUCUCGCUGCCUUGCAUAAUCUCCAAAGUUCUGCUGUCACUACUCUAUUUGAUCACUACCCUACGACUUCAUUGUCAGCGAAU